Molecule: messenger RNA, 963 nt
Organism: Paramecium tetraurelia
Lineage: Eukaryota; Ciliophora; Oligohymenophorea; Peniculida; Parameciidae
Exons: 5
Cellular component (GO): COPII-coated ER to Golgi transport vesicle; endoplasmic reticulum
Source: RefSeq, a predicted model, not a curated record
AUGAAAUUAUUAAAAUCAAUUGAUUUAUACGGUAAAGUUCCAAAAGGAUUGGCUGAGCCUACAAGUUCAGGAGCUGUUGUUUCAAUCAUAACUUUGAUAUUACUAGCAUUAAUGAUCAUCAAUGAAGGGAUUGAGUAUAUUACAAUUGAUGUUCAAUCAGAAAUCAUCGUGGAUCAAAAAUUAUCAAAAGAUAGAGUUUAAGUGAAUUUAGACAUUAAGUUUAUAAAGGCUCCUUGCGAUUUUUUAGAAAUAGAUCAAUAAGAUGCAAUGGGAUAGAGUUUGUCCCAAUAGUUCAUGGAAUUAAAAUACUAUAGACUGGAUUCUAAUGAAAGGAGGAUUAGUGAAUAUACCAGAAACUCUAAUAAUUGGGUUGAAAUAGAAGAUGCCAGAACAGCAAUAAAUGAAAAGUAAGGAUGCGAAGUUAUUGGAAAUCUGAAGGUUAAUAGAGUUAGAGGCAAGAUAUCAUUUGGAGCUCAUCGAUCUUAUUCUUACAUAGGGGCAGUUGGCAAUCUAAAUCUUCCAUUAGAUUAUUCUCACAAAUUUGUAUCCUUUUCUUUUGGAGAUGAAGAUGCUCUUAAGAAAGUCAAGAGUUUGUUUUAGCAAGGUUAAUUAGAUAGUUUUGCUGGUACUUAAAGAAUUAAAAAGCCUGAAUUGGCUAGUUAAUCAAUGUAACAUGAACACUUCAUUAGCAUCAUUCCAACUCAUUAUACAUUGUUAAAUAAAUAAGUAUAUUCAGUCUACUAGUAUACAGCCAAUCACAAUGAAGUGAGAUCAAAUAAUUAUGGUAAUGUUCAAUUAAGAUAUGACUUUGCUCCAACAACUGUCACUUAUUGGUAAACAAAAGAGGACAUUUUGCAUUUCUAUGUUCAAAUAUGUGCGGUUAUUGGAGGAAUAUUCACUGUAUCAAGCAUGAUUGAGGCAUGCGUUUAUAAAGUAAUGAGGAUGCUAUUAAAAGUCGAAUGA